Molecule: messenger RNA, 579 nt
Organism: Caenorhabditis bovis
Lineage: Eukaryota; Metazoa; Nematoda; Chromadorea; Rhabditida; Rhabditidae
Source: the annotation of a GenBank genome assembly
AUGUGCUCAUCUAUCACUCAAAUUCUCUUCGGAGUGAUCAUGCUAGGAGCAAUUGGGCUCACACUGGUAUCGACAUUUUCAAAAGAAUGGAAAACCAUAUUAGACGACACGAGCUUGGAUGAACUUCUUUCUGCCAAUAUCACGGAAACUAAACUGCAGCAAAUGAAAAGUAUUAUUCCUGUGUUUUGCGAAGACAAAUGCGUCAAUCACUGGAAGGAUAUGAAACCAUACGAAAAAGUCGUAGCCGCCUGCAUGAUAAUGGCGCUUCUUCUUGAAAUUGUUGCAUUCAUUUGGAAUCUCGUGACUUCGUGCUCAUGCUGCUUUAAGAAGUACUUAAUCAAUCCUCUCUCGCCGAUUUCUUUCCUCAUCGUUCUUCUUCUCACCACUGCGAUAUGUGUGUUCUACAUGAACAGCGAAGAGUUUGCUGUGAAAAGACACGAAAGCAUCGAACAUCAAGUUCACAACAUCAAAGUUGACAUCGGAUCCGCUUUCUGGAUGGCUGUUGGCGCCUGGGUCUUGGCAAUUGCUGACACAAUCCUCGCAUCAUUUGCUAUUUUCUUCGCUCAGCAUGGUGUAUAA